GUUGUUGCAGUGGGGCCUAUGGGAGACCCUAUCCGUCAGAUAAAUCGAUGCGGCCCUGCGUCCUGUGAUACCGCGGGUUUAUUGUCUGGAACUGACGCACCGAACAGCGGACUUCGGGCGCGGGGUCCCGCUCUCAUAUUACCAUCAGCUGGAACUCACGGGGCCCUGAUUUGUGCCGGACCCGCCUCGUGCUUUAACCGGUGCCUUACCGAAACCAAAGCGGCCGCGUCGUCGCCUGCCUGUGCUGUGCGGGCGGCUUUAGUAUGAGCAGCUUAUCGGUAUUAGCGCCUGCUGCUCGGUGUGCCCCCCCGGGGUGGGUGUGCACUGUCGACGCUGCUACUGUCUCUUUAAAUUUACCCAGGAGCCCCUUAAGGAGCCCCAGGGGCCCCUAGUCCGGCUCCCCACCCUGAAGACAAGCAAGAGCCUUAAAAUACAUGAGAGGAGGCCUGCGCUGAGGCGCUUCUCACGGGGCUGGACGGAGGAGCGGCUCGGUUCUCCGGUGGGUUCAGGAUUGUCUGAUUAUAUGAAAAGUUAACUUGGCUCCCGUGCGGGGCGCGUGGGGGGACAUCGUAGCGCACGGGCUCCUCUGCGAUGGGCUCGUUAUAGAGCUCGUGCCAGAUGCGUGUCGAACCGUGCCGAGCGUUCUAACAUGUUACACUGUGACAUGUCCCGCUUCAGCGUUACGAUACAGUGAAGGAAGGAGGGACAGCGGCCACUAUUAAAGCAGCAGCCAGGCAGUAAUGGAAGAGAAAGACACGGGGGGAAGCCAGCCCGUGGACCUCCGGUGUACCGAGCAGGCUGAGCUGCUCUCAUUAAUAAUAAGCGGAGAGGAGGAAGCGACGCAAGAGGAGAGUGACUUGGGAGAAGAGGACGGUCUCGCUAACGGCCAUGUUGAGGAGGAAUCAGAGGCUGGUUUGGUCACCCCGGUCCGGUCUCCAGGGACCAGUUACUGGAGCAUCACAGAGGGUCCAGACCACCCUCUCCUCCUCUCCCCGGCCCCAGGACCUUCUGGACGGAAACCCAGGGUCCAGCGGGCCUCACGUCCAGGUCUCAGUCGGAUUCCGGGCCGCGACCACCGACGUUACUACCAUGAGUACUGGCGCAGCGAGUACCUGAUGGACUUCGACCCCCAGCGUCACGGGAUGAUCUGCAUGGUGUGCGGCAGCUCGCUGGCCACCCUGAAGCUCAGCACCAUCAAGAGGCACAUCAGGCAGAAGCACCCGGACUCCCUGUUAUGGAGCACGGCCGACAAGGAGGUGAUCCGAUCCGGGUGGGAGAGCCACCUGAGCCUGGGAGGCGGUCAAAGGUCAUACAGCUCCACUGUGGCUCCUUUGACCCAGGGAGAAGAUGAGCUGGUGGACUCAGGCCAACAUGCAGCCGAGCAGCCUGACCCAGUGACGCCUCAGGAACAGUCACAACAGUCCCUCAGUCUGUCUCCACACUCUGAGGAGGGUGAAGCCCCCCAGCCCCAGGACCAGGACCAAGACCAGGACCAGGACCAAGACCAAGAUGUCGCCGGUCCAUCCGCCCGGACCCUGGAGCGCUACCUGAACGACUCGCUGCACGCCUGGUUCCGCCAGGAGUUCCUGAUGGAGUACGAAGCAGAAGCCGGCCGACUGCUGUGCAUGGUGUGUGGAGGAGAACUGCCCUCCCUCCACCUGGACCACAUCAAGAGGCACGUGCUCGACACCCACCCAAACUCCUUGGUCUACAGCUCCGAGGAGAAACACUGCAUCCUGCAGGCCUGGGCUCAGACUCACGAAGAGGCACAAAACUCAAUCAAAUCAGAGCCCGACACCAAAGACAGCGGGGCGGACCUUUUUGCUCAGGAUGUGGAGGCCAUCCAGAUCAACUCAGACUUAUACCCAGAAGGUGAUGGCACUUUAACUCAGGACACUUGUCUCAUUGGAGAGGACGGAAGUGUCGGAGCUCCUCAACAGGGACCCCAGCCCCUCCGCCAACCCAGGAAGAGGCGUCUGCGCGGUGGCGACCCGUGGCGGCUGCGCCUCGACUACCUGGUGGCCUACGGGCCUCAGGGUCGGGGCACCUACUGCAUGGUGUGUUCUCAGGUCCUGCACGAUACCAAGGUCAGCAGCUUCCGCCGCCACAUCCAGGAAAGUCACCCGGAGACCACCACCCUGAGCAGACAAGAGAGAGAAGCCAUGGCUGCUGCCUGGACCAAAGAUUACUCCAGCGAGGGCACGCAGAGUCAAGAAGAAAUCAACCUGGGCAAAGCUGACGUCCUGAAUACCACAGAGGGGCCGAACGAGGACACCUCCCCUGACGUUCAGAUGUGCAGUAAGACGGUGAAGAAGGAGGAGGAGGGUGGGAGUGGGGGGAAGGGGAAAUCCAGCGCGGCCACGUCCUCCCGUCACGGCCACUACCCCGGUAAAGACCAGCGCAGGAACUACCAGACGCGCUGGCGGACGGAGUUCCUGAUGGAUUACGACUGCCGCAGACACGGGCUCAUCUGCAUGGUGUGUGGAGCCACGUUGGCCACGCUGAAGGUCAGCACCAUCAAGAGGCACAUCCAGCAGGUGCACCCGCGCUCGCUGUACUACAGCGGCGAAGAGAAACAGGAGGCCCUGCUGAGCUACAACCAGACCGCCCUGCACUUUAUCCACUCCGACGACUGCUUCUCCCAGGACCACGGACACACCGAGCUGGCGCCCACCCCAGCACACUUUGGCACUUAGAAAGGGCUUCAUCUGUCGACCCCUGGUCAGAACAACAGCCUCAAGGGAGAGUCCACUAUUUAGGAAAAAGGGUCUUAAAAACAUAUUUCUGUCCUCACUACCAAACCCAUCUCUCAGAAAUUAUUUUCAUAUGGAACUAAACCGCAACUAC
Sphaeramia orbicularis (orbiculate cardinalfish) is the source of this 2847-nucleotide messenger RNA. It is a transcript of the gene zfta, whose product is annotated as zinc finger translocation associated. The transcript has 5 exons. NCBI's taxonomy places the organism in Eukaryota, Metazoa, Chordata, Actinopteri, Kurtiformes, Apogonidae. The record is from RefSeq and is a predicted model, not a curated record. Gene Ontology annotation, biological process: negative regulation of DNA-templated transcription. Bases 741 to 2696 code for a protein of 651 amino acids.